This is a messenger RNA of Raphanus sativus (radish), 228 nucleotides long. Its product is annotated as CLAVATA3/ESR (CLE)-related protein 1-like. NCBI's taxonomy places the organism in Eukaryota, Viridiplantae, Streptophyta, Magnoliopsida, Brassicales, Brassicaceae. Bases 1 to 228 code for a protein of 75 amino acids. The transcript has a single exon. The record is from RefSeq and is a predicted model, not a curated record.
AUGGCUAACUUGAAAUUUUGGCUGUGCUUGUUCCUGAUCUGUGUUUCGUUCUCGCGGCCAUCAGCUCGGCCAAUGCAGCAGCUGUUUGCAAACGCAGAGCCAGAGGGAAAUCAACGUGGGCCUAUGAUGGGAGAAGCUGAAAAAGUAUUGAAAGCUAAUAUAAUGGAGAGAGCCUUUAACCAGCCCAAGAGACUUUGUCCUGGAGGUCCUAAUCGUGGUCAUCACUAA